AUGAUGAUGAUGAUGGGCCGUGUGAUGUGUGUGUUGGCCGUUGUGCUGUACUGCGCCUGCGGGUAUACCAUGACGGCUGCUGCUGAGGAACCAACGCAAAAUAAUGAUGGGCAUGGUGAAUCUGGGUGGAAUAGAAAAGAUGCGGUAAAUGGAACAGGAUGGUAUUCUCCGUUUGAUAGCGAUGCCGUUGAAGAAGUCGAUGUGUGCUUGGGCAGCUCUCACUCUAAUAAGAAAAAGUGUGAACAUUGGCGCAAAGACAGAAGUAUGGCUGAAACUACGGUUGGUACAGAUAAAGAAAGAGUAAGUGAAGAUGUUAUUUCUUUACCAGAGCAACCGCAACAACAAAGGUUAACUGAACAAAGUGAUCUUUCUCGUCCACCUGCUGCUGUUGCUGCUUCUGCAGGGACACACGGUGUUGGUGAUGCUUCUCACCCUCGUGAUCAAGUUAAAGAAAACCCAGUGGUUCAAGAGAUUGAGAAUACACUGACCGGACAAGCGGAACCCUCUACGACUGGUUUGGAGACUCCUGGUGCUCAGCCAGGUGGAACAGAUAAUGUAGAAGUACCCGCAGAUGCAUCUCAUAAGAUCGAUCAGGGACAAUCACAAAAUGGAACUCAACCUGGAAGUCCCGUGGAGGGACCAUCACAUUCAGGAAGUGAACCGAGUACAACUAACAGAAGAAAUUCGGAAAAUGCAGAGACCACACAAACAAAUGUUCAAGAAACUCCUGAAGGGCACGAUUCUUCUGCUCCUACAUCCCAGAAUACAGUUGAUGCCUCCGAUAGCAGUUUAUCCGCGGAUAAUACCGGUACUCGUCAGGAUAAGAGUGUAGCAGCUGUUCCAAAACCUGCAGAGGGUAACUCAAACAGUGAAGAACCAACCACCACCACCACAACAACAACACUUCCUCCUGAACCUACAAACAACAAGAAGGGUGAUGCAGACAGCAGCAGCAGUAUCAGCAGUUCUGUGUGGGUGCGUGUACCACUACUGAUUGUGUUUACACUGGCCUGUAUUCUUGUAUGCUGA
Messenger RNA from Trypanosoma theileri, 1029 nucleotides. RefSeq lists its product as uncharacterized. The transcript has a single exon. The record is from RefSeq and is a predicted model, not a curated record. NCBI's taxonomy places the organism in Eukaryota, Euglenozoa, Kinetoplastea, Trypanosomatida, Trypanosomatidae. The coding region runs from base 1 to 1029 and encodes 342 amino acids.